Molecule: messenger RNA, 2080 nt
Organism: Dendrobium catenatum
Lineage: Eukaryota; Viridiplantae; Streptophyta; Magnoliopsida; Asparagales; Orchidaceae
Product: auxin transporter-like protein 2
Exons: 7
Coding region: 362-1819 (485 amino acids)
Cellular component (GO): plasma membrane
Source: RefSeq, a predicted model, not a curated record
AGUAAUUAGAGUUACUUCUGCUUCCUCUCCCCCUCUUAUAUAACAAGCAAACCAUUGCAGCUACCACUGAGAGUCUCCAUCUCCCUCUUCUCCCUCCUUCUUCCCGAUUCUCAUCUCUCCUACAGGAGAAAUCCCUAAGCCCUUGAUUCCACCCGUCUCGUUCUUCCCAUAGCUCGGUUUCUUGCCCCUCCCCUGUUUUCAACCAAUUCAUUCAUUACCAUCAAGCAAACACAAGCAGAGUGCACCUCAAGUAAGUGCACCACUUCGGUUUUGUUGUUCCCUAUAUCGAUUCACGAACUGGCUCUGAUUCCAGAUCUGUAAGAAAUCAGAGAAAAGAAGUUUUGAAACGAAGUGAUCAAGAAUGGAGCCGCUGAAGCAGGCGGAGGAGGCGAUCGUUGCAAGCAGGAGCGAAACAGAACUUGUCGCUAUGGGGAAAGGCGAUGAUGAGGAAGGAAGCAUCCGGGAUGACCAGGCCGUGUUCAAUAUGAAGAGUAUGCUCUGGCAUGGGGGCUCAGUCUACGACGCCUGGUUUAGCUGCGCAUCAAACCAAGUGGCUCAGGUUCUACUUACCCUGCCAUACUCGUUCUCCCAGAUGGGAAUGGCGUCGGGUCUUGUACUUCAGAUCUUCUAUGGCUUGAUGGGUAGCUGGACUGCCUAUCUCAUCAGCGUGCUGUAUCUUGAAUAUCGAACGCGCAAGGAGAAGGAGAACGUCAGUUUCAAGAAUCAUGUUAUUCAGUGGUUUGAGGUGCUGGAUGGGCUGCUCGGGCCCUACUGGAAGGCCAUCGGUCUUGCUUUCAACUGUACCUUCCUCCUCUUCGGCUCUGUCAUCCAGCUUAUUGGCUGUGCCAGCAACAUAUAUUACAUAAAUGAUCGGUUAGAUAAAAGAACAUGGACGUACAUAUUCGGCGCCUGCUGUGCCACAACGGUGUUUAUCCCCUCAUUCCAUAACUACAGAAUCUGGUCCUUCCUCGGCCUCGGCAUGACCACCUACACCGCCUGGUUCCUCACCAUCGCUGCCUUCGUCCAUGGCCAAGAGCCCGGAGUUGCCCACAGCGGGCCGAAGAAGAUGGUUCUCUACUUCACCGGCGCCACCAACAUCCUAUACACCUUCGGGGGCCACGCCGUCACCGUGGAGAUCAUGCACGCCAUGUGGAAGCCACAAAAGUUCAAAUACAUCUACUUGCUUGCUACGUUAUAUGUGUUCACACUCACACUCCCAUCAGCGGCAGCCAUGUAUUGGGCGUUUGGCGAUCGGCUGCUCGACCACGCCAACGCCUUCUCGCUUCUGCCCAAAACGGGAUGGCGCGAUGGGGCUGUGGUUCUGAUGUUGAUUCACCAGUUCAUCACCUUCGGCUUCGCUUGUACGCCACUCUACUUUGUUUGGGAGAAGGUGAUAGGCAUGCAUGAUACUAGGAGCAUUGCACUUCGCGCCCUUGCUCGCUUACCGGUCGUCAUUCCGGUGUGGUUUCUUGCCAUCAUCUUCCCAUUCUUUGGCCCCAUCAACUCUGCUGUUGGAGCGUUACUUGUCAGUUUUACUGUCUAUAUCAUCCCUUGCCUAGCUCACAUGAUCACCUAUCGCCAUGCUUCUUCUCGCAAGAAUGCAGCAGAUAAGCCGCCGUUCUUCCUGCCGAGCUGGACCGGGAUGUAUGCGGUUAAUCUAUUUGUGGUGGUGUGGGUGUUGGUGGUUGGGUUUGGGUUUGGUGGCUGGGCUAGCAUCACUAACUUCAUCAGACAGAUAGACUCUUUCGGUCUAUUCGCCAAGUGUUAUCAAUGCACAAAGCCGCCCACCUCUACGCCGCCAUCGCCUAGCCACCACUGAUCGCCAUCUUCUAAUGACCAUUUCUUCGAACACGGGUGGCCCUGUUGACCUCACAGGAUCAGCCUCUCUGAGCCACAAUUUGUGCUACUGAGUGUGAAUUAUAAAGUUUAGAUUGUCUAUUGGGUGAUUGUGUAUGAAAUCAUGCUUGGUUUGCCAAUAUGUAAUGUUCUUUAAUAUUAAAGCGAAAUGAUCAAAGAAGCAUUGAAUCUGUUGAUUCUGUAGUCUCUUCAUUUCUUUAAGGCAUUGACAUGUUACCUCGUA